Messenger RNA from Amyelois transitella, 3793 nucleotides. RefSeq names its product protein cramped (gene crm). Gene Ontology annotation, cellular component: nucleus. Gene Ontology annotation, molecular function: chromatin binding. The transcript has 24 exons. The record is from RefSeq and is a predicted model, not a curated record. Bases 218 to 3511 code for a protein of 1097 amino acids. Gene Ontology annotation, biological process: pattern specification process. Lineage: Eukaryota; Metazoa; Arthropoda; Insecta; Lepidoptera; Pyralidae.
UGUCAAUUAAAAAACGGUAAAGUCAGAUAGGUUCAGUGGGAAAAUAGAUGUUUGUUUUCGUGAAAAAUUGUGUUAUGGUUAUGAAUAAAAAACCUUUUUCUUUGGCGAUGUUGUUAUAAAUAUUCGUUGAUACAAUGUAGAUAAUUAGGAAUGCUAACAUGUAAAUAAAUAUAGUAAUUCUCAUUACUAAAACAGAUCUAACAACACCAUAGUCGUCAUGCCCAACAAAGAAGUGCCUGUGCCAAAACUAGCAGCGGAGGUGAAGCCGCCAGCAGCAGUCGUUCACCAAGCAGCUGUUACCAAGCCACUGAAUGUCUCCACCAAGGUUGUCACAACUAAGGUGGUAAAAGAAGCCAUGUCACCAACAACAACCAGUUCUGACACAGAAAGGACGGAACUCCUCGGCUCUUUGACCACACAACAGCAGCAAAGGACCAGCGCCAGGGUCAUUAAGAAGCUGAAGUUAGAACCUCCCGCCGAGAAGAGGGGCAAGCGGGAUGGUCAGCCGGACGACCUGACUGAAUGCGAUACACCCAACAAAAUGGAGCAAGAAUUGAAAUUUCCAACGGUGAAACAGCGGAUGCCCAAAGCUCUGUGGUCCACCGACGAGAAGAACUUAUUCUUCGAGGCCCUGAAUGAAUAUGGCAAGGAUUUUGAUGCUAUAACCGCAUAUAUAUGUGCUAAGGCAAAGAAAAAAGGCGUGCCCGAUGUGAACAUGAAGACGAAGACGCAAGUCAGCCAUUUCUACUACAGGACAUGGCACAAGCUGUCCAAACAUGUUCAUUUUGACGAGAAUGUCAAGAAAGUGGCGCAAGAGCUGUACGCGUUAAUUAAUUACGGCGAAUUGCGAAAGAAAUUAGUUUCCGUAAGCGAAAAGACAUGCGCGCGCCUGAGCGAGAUGGUGCAAUGCGGCAGUCUAGUUGUGCGAGUGAGAGGGCGCAAUGUAAGAGUGAGGACGCCAAUGUGUCGCGCUCUGAGGAGGCUGAAUCAAAUUCAUGAGCGCGCGUGCGGGCCGCGCGUGUGCUCGCGCGCGCUGGUGUGGCUGCGCGCGCGCUCGCUGCGGGCGUGGGCGCGCGUGCAGGCGGCCGCGCACAACCCGCGCGCCGCCGCGCACGCGCCGCUCUCCGCGCGCCUCGCCGACUUGCUCGCCGCGCUCCAUAAGCGGUGGAAGGUUCAUCCGUAUUACAAGCCCGAGAAAGCCGAUGAUGUGAAAUACGCUGAGGAUCAAAAAGACGAAGACGGCUACGUUCAAGAGUUGAAGCCAUGUGAUGAUGAUGAACGCGACGAUUUGGAAGACCAUCUCGGUGUUAUGACGGACAGGAUGAUUACACAAGAACACCGUCUACCCCGCAAACUGGCUCUACACGUUGGUCCUCGACCAGAUGCGAUCAUCAACCUUCCAGUGCUGACGGCUUCUGAACAACUAUCAAGUCAGAAGAUAUGUUUCUCGUCCUAUCUGCAGAGGAUGUGCUCGCUACGGCAUAAAGAUGACCGCGCGAAAUUGCGUACACCGAAACGUCAAAGGAAAGACAGCGCGACAGAGAAGGACAAAGAAAUUGAACAGAAGAAGAUGAGGUUAGAAGAUGAUCCCACGAAACUGAUGCAGAUUGACGAAACUGCGGUGGACGGUAUUGACCUGAUGGCUAUUUAUAGAAAUAGUCAGGACGAAGAAGAGAAACCUAGCACAGAAGAUGAGAAAGAACUGAAAUCCGAGGAGACGGCCGAGGAAGAUUUAGAGAGAGACGGCUAUAAGGAGAUGUGCGAGAGGGAAAAGGACAGCUUCUCAGAAAUGGAGGACGAUGAGAAGUACAACAAAAGUGACACGGACAACGAGAGUGACCACGGGAAGAAGAGAGAUGGUGAAUUUAAAAAUUUAAAGGUUAAGUUUCGCAUCAGGCAGAAAAAGCGUGGAGGCAGUGAGUAUACCCUCGUUUCUAUGGACAAAGAUGAUGAAAAACUCGAGGAGCCGGUGAAGGAUGAUGAGAUCAAAGCUGAUGAACUUAAAGGUGAUGAGUUGAAGGGUGAUGAUGGCAAGAUUUAUGAAGCUAAGGGCGACGACGUAAAAGCCGACGACGCAAAAGCCGAGGAGUCCAAAACUGUGGACGUGGAAACGGCUAUAAAACAAAUACGCCGCGGCUGGAGCAUGUAUGACGCUGGCGACCUCACUAUCGGUGACCUUUAUCUUAUGUUUGGGUCCAGAUCCCGGCUGGAGCUGGAGUACUGGUGGGAGGAGCCCAGCGCGCCACUGCCGGCCGCGCCGCCAGAGAGGAAAACUGAGAAGACUCCGGACAAAGGCACCGACAGUUCAGUGGAAGAUGCGGAGCGGAGGGAGAGUGACACCGAUAUAUUCUCGCCGAAGAACGCGUACGGGCAGGACAGCAACGACGGAAUGUCCGGCGACGAGAGGAAGAACGAACAGCUUUCGUCCCCGGAGCACAAGGCGGGCGGCGCGGCGCUGCGGCUGGCCAGCAAGCUCGUGAACCGGCCGCUGGCGGCUGCGCGGCCCGCCGGCCGGCUGCUGCCCGACAGACUGAAACGCCUCCUAGCGUUGGCGGGGAAUCCCCACGUGCCGGCGUUCGGCGGCAUCGCCAGAUGCGAGUGCGGACAUGUCUGUCAUGCGCAGAGGAAACAGCAAACCAAGCAACAAGCCGCUGGUCUCAGGCCGGAUGACCUCACAUCGGUUGUGUUUCGACACCCGACGCCUAUCGCGCCCAAGUCGGAGUCUGAGCCGCCGCCGCCGCCGGCGCGCGCGCAGCCGAGCCUGGCGGGGCUGCCGCGCUGGCGGCGCGGGCGGCCGCGCGGCUCGCCCCGCCGCGUGGUGGUGCAGAGGCUGCUGCCGCUCAUGCCCAAGCUGCCGCCGCCGAGCAAUCUGAUCCCCGUGAAGAUAGUUCCCAACUCUCCCCCCACCGCGCCAGUGCCGCCCAAGAUACUGCCGAAACCGCCCCCCACAACUACCUCCGACAUGUCAUUCUUCUACGUGUUGAGCGACUCCGACGGCCAGUUCUACUUCCACGACGGCGAGCGGCGGGUGCCCAUCUCACCGCUGGCCGGGGACGCCGGCGCUGAACCUCACGAAGAUGAACCGGUCGAAGCCAAAGAAGAAUUGGAGUCGUCCGAUGUAAAAGCCGAAGCAGUAUCGUGCUCGUCCGCUUCCUUUAAAGAAGAGAACUUGACAGAAGAAAGGGACACGAAAGAGACAACAACGGGUGUGACGAAGACGGACAAUACUACCAGUUCUGAUAUCACACAAUUCCUGCCAACGGAGUCGAUGUCGUUGUCCCCUUCUCGACUUUUACGCGACGCGGACUGCUGGCCAGAGGGCUCCGUGCAGGACUUCUCGCUAAGCAGUUUCCUUGGUCAUUUGGAAGCUCGCCAGCCUGAAUUACAAGUGGAUUCACAGUUGCAAUCGCUAAUGGCCGAAUCGAGCGUGGAUUACGUCGCGAAGUUCGCAGAUUUGGCGGCAGAAGUCGCUGAUGUGCAAGACAAUCUACCCGCCGGAGACCUCAACUGAAGUUGUAUGAACAAACUGGACGCCGCCCGCGACUUCGUCCGCGUGGAAUCUAUAAUAGCGGGAACUCCGAGUAGUCUAUAUGUUAUUCUGGGUCUUCAGCUACAUCUACAUAUCAAUUUUCAUCGUAAUCGGUUCAGUGGUUUUUGCGUGAUGAUGUAACAAACAUCCAUAUAGUGACAUACAAAAUUUCGUGUUUAUAAUAUUAGUAGGAUAAAUUUAUUCAAUACUAGCGGACCCGACAGAGUUUGUUCUGUCAAAAAGAUUUGUAGCAGUUUUUUGUUC